This is a messenger RNA of Lepus europaeus (European hare), 1464 nucleotides long. RefSeq names its product E3 ubiquitin-protein ligase TRIM50. The record is from RefSeq and is a predicted model, not a curated record. Lineage: Eukaryota; Metazoa; Chordata; Mammalia; Lagomorpha; Leporidae. The transcript is spliced from 6 exons. Gene Ontology annotation, molecular function: protein binding; zinc ion binding. Bases 1 to 1464 code for a protein of 487 amino acids.
AUGGCUUGGCAGGUGAGCAUGCCCCAGCUGGAGGACCGGCUGCAGUGCCCCAUCUGCCUGGAGGUCUUCAGGGAGCCCCUGAUGCUGCAGUGCGGCCACUCCUACUGCAAGGACUGCCUGCUGGCCCUGUCGCGCCACCUGGACUCGGAGCUGCGCUGCCCCGUGUGCCGCCAGCCGGCGGACUGCAGCAGCUCGCCGCCCAACGUCUCCCUGGCGCGGGUCAUCGAGGCCCUGCAGCUGCCCGAGGAGCCGGAGCCCAGCGUGUGCGCACACCACCGCAACCCGCUCAGCCUCUUCUGCGAGCAGGACCAGGAGCUCAUCUGCGGCCUGUGCGGCCUGCUGGGCUCCCACCAGCACCACCGGGUCACACCCGUCUCCACCGUCUACAGCCGCAUGAAGGAGGAUCUUGCAGCCCUCGUCUCCGACCUGAAGCAGGAGCAGAAGAAGGUGGAGGAGCACAUCGCCAAACUGGUGAACAACCGCACGCGGAUCGUCAACGAGUCGGACGUCUUCAGCUGGGUGAUCCGCCGCGAGUUCCAGGAGCUGCACCACCUGGUGGACGAGGAGAAGGCCCGCUGCCUGGGCGGCGUGGAGGCGCACACCCGGGGCCUGGUGGCCUCGCUGGACAUGCAGCUGGAGCAGGCCCAGGGUGCGCAGGAGCGGCUGGCGCAGGCCGAGCGCGUGCUGGAGCAGUUCAGCAACGAGAGCCACCACGAGUUCAUCCGGAACUACCACUCCCUGGCCUCCAGAGCGGAGCUGCAGCAGGCCCGGCCGCUGGACGGCGCGUUCAGCCCCAUCUCCUUCAAGCCUGGCCUCCACCAGGCCGACAUCAAACUGACCGUCUGGAAAAGGCUGUUCCGGAAAGUUCUGCCAGCCCCGGAGUCGCUGAAGCUGGACCCGGCCACCGCACACCCGCUCCUGGAGCUGUCCAAGGGCAACACGGUGGUGCAGUGCGGGCUCCUGGCCCAGCGGCGCGCCAGCCAGCCCGAGGGCUUCGACUACAGCGCCUGCGUCCUGGCCAGCCGCGGCUUCUCCUGCGGCCGCCACUACUGGGAGGUGGUGGUGGGCGGCAAGAGCGACUGGCGCCUGGGCGUCAUCAAGGCCACGGCCAGCCGCAAGGGCAAGCUGGGCAAGUCGCCGGAGCAGGGCGUGUGGCUGAUCGGCCUGAAGGAGGGCCGGCUGUACGAGGCCUUCGCUGGCCCGCGGGUGCCCCUGCCCGUGGCGGGCCGCCCGCACCGCAUUGGCGUCUACCUGCACUAUGAGCAGGGAGAGCUCACUUUCUUUGACGCCGACCGGCCCGAUGACCUGCGGCCCCUCUACACGUUCCAGGCCGACUUCCAGGGCAAGCUCUACCCCAUCCUGGACACCUGCUGGCACGAGAGGGCCAGCGACUCGCUGCCCAUGGUCCUGCCCCCGCCCGGUGGGCCCGGCCCCCUGGGCCCCCCGCAGCCCACCAAGCUGUAG